UUGAGAACAAUUGGCAAGAAAUUCCUCCCCAGUGACAUCAAUGGUGGAAAGGUAGAAAAGCUUGAAGGUCCAUGUGUUUUGCAAAUUCAGAAAAUUCGCAAUGUUGCUGCACCAAAGGAUAAUGAAGAAUCUCAGGCUGCACCAAGAAUGCUGCGUUUGCAGAUGACUGAUGGUCAUGUAACUUGCACAGCAAUAGAAUUUAGUCACAUGUCAAAAAUAAGCCUAAAUACACCACCUGGAACUAAAGUGAAGCUUUCAGGUGUUGUAGACAUAAAAAAUGGAUUCCUGCUCUUGAAUGAUUCUAAUACCACAGUUCUUGGCGGUGAAGUGGAACACCUUAUUGAGAAAUGGGAGUUACAGAGAAGCUUGUCAAAACACAAUAGAAGCAAUAUUGGAACCGAAGGUGGGCCACCUCCUUUUGUGCCUUUUGGACAGAAGUGUGUGUCUCAUGUCCAAGUGGAUAGCAGAGAACUUGAUCGAAGAAAGACAUUGCAAGUUACAAUGCCUGUCAAACCUACAAAUGAUAAUGAUGAAUUUGAAAAGCAAAGGACUGCUGCUAUUGCAGAAGUUGCAAAGAGCAAAGAAACCAAGACAUUUGGAGGAGGUGGUGGUGGUGCUAGAAGUAAUCUCAACAUGAGUGCUGCUGGUAACCGAAAUAGGGAAAUUUUACAGAAAGAAAAGUCAACCAAAUCAGAGGGAAAACAUGAAGGUGUCUAUAGAGAACUGGUUGACGAGAAGGCUCUGAAGCACAUAACAGAAAUGGGUUUUAGUAAAGAAGCUUCAAGGCAAGCUCUGAUGGAUAAUGACAACAACUUGGAAGCAGCACUGAAUGUACUUCUUAACAGCAAUAAACAGAAGCCUGUUACAGGUCCACCUCUGAGAGGUAAAGGAAAAGGCAGAGGGCGAAUAAGAUCAGAAGAUGAAGAGGAACUGGGAAAUGCAAGGCCGUCAGCACCAAGCACAUUGUUUGAUUUCCUGGAGUCUAAAAUGGGGACUUUGAGUGUGGAAGAACCUAAAUCACAGCCGCAGCAGCUUCAUCAAGGGCAACACAGGUUGUCAAAUACUGAGCAAAAUGGAGUAAAAGAUAAUAAUCAACCCAGAUACCUUCCUCGGAAUGAUACAAGACAGCCAAGAAAUGAAAAACCUCCUCGCUUUCAAAGAGACACCCAGAAUUCAAAGGCAAUUUUAGAAGGCAGUGGAUUACCUAGAAAUCGAGGUUCUGAAAGACCAAGUACUUCUUCAGGAUCUGAAGUAUGGGCUGAAGAGAGAAUCAAAUGUGAUAGACCAUAUUCUAGAUAUGAGAGAACUAAAGAUACUUCAUACCCUUUAAGUUCCCAGCACAAUGAUGCUGCGUUUAAAAGAAGGGAUAACUCUAUGCAAAGCCGAUCAGGAAAAGGUCCAUCCUACACGGAGGCAAAAGAAAAUCCACUUCCUCAAGAAUCCAUAGAUUAUAAUAAUCAAAAACGUGGGAAAAGAGAAAACCAAACAGCAAAUCCCGAUCAUUUUUAUGACAGGAAACCACGAACAAUAAAUAAUGAAGCUUUUAGUGCUGUAAAAAUUGAAAAACAUUUUAAUGUAAAUACUGAUUACCAGAAUCCUGUCCGAACAAAUAAUUUCAUUGGUGUUCCGAAUGGAGAGACAGAAACACCACUGAAGGGAAGGCGAGUAGGACCUAUUAAACCAGCAGGACCCAUCACAGCUACACCCUAUGAUGAUAAAAUAUUUUAUAAUAGUGGGCCCAAAAGAAGAUCUGGGCCAAUUAAACCAGAAAAAGUACUAGAAUCAUCCAUUCCGAUGGAGUAUGCAAAACUGUGGAAACCUGGAGAUGAAUGUUUUGCACUUUAUUGGGAAGACAACAAGUUUUACCGAGCAGAAGUUGAAGCUCUUCAUUCUUCGGGUAUGACAGCAGUUGUUAAAUUCGUUGAUUAUGGAAACUAUGAAGAGGUGCUACUGAGCAACAUCAGGCCCCUUCAGACAGAGGCGUGGGAAGAAGCAGGAGAAUGUUACUAAACCUUUUGGAGAUUUUGGGAUUUCUUUUCGCCUAUUUGCAAAUAAUCAAAGGAUUGUUGAUGUUUUAUGAUUUUACAUAAAUUAAUAUAAAAAUAUUUUUGGAUUAUGAACACUGUUAUUGAGGAUAAAAGAUCAUCCUAUCUUCUUUAUCUGCAUAAAUAAUUGACUUAGUUGUAGAAGCAGUUCCUUCUUGAUACAUAAAAGCCACUGGCUUAACGUAUCUUCACCCUUCUCCAUUUUUAAAAACAAUGUACGUGUAAAAAGCCUCUGAAGGAAAACAGUCUAUGUGACUCUCAGUACAUUUAGGGUAGAAUUAGUGUAGAGUUUUCUUAGCCUCUGAGAGUACUGAUGUUGGGGGUCUGUGAGCACUUUUUCUUUUUGUAACUGGGGAAUUGUAACAAGUUUUAAGUUAAUUAAAGUAAAACAUUUGCUAUACUAAUAAGGUAACUCUAACUGAUAAAUCGUACUGGAAAAAUUAAAGAGCUGCAAAGAUAUAGCGAGGUUGUUAGAAGCCUGAGCACAAUUAUUCACUCACACUAUGGAUUGUGUAUUUUUAAUUUUUUAAACUCUUGGGCUACAUAUGUACAUUACUAUUUUAAUUGUGAAGUGAUAUUUUAUACUUUAUUAAGGUUUAUGUUUGUUAUUGGCACAAGAUUUUGGAAAACCGCUUGUUUUCCUAAAUGUAGCAAUGAUCACAAAUAGAAUUUUUUUUUAAAUAAUUUGCAGGAAGAAUAACCAAAAAGCCUGCAUAUGAACCAAAACCUUUACAGAAAUCAAUUUCCUAUAUUAUCUCUUACAGGUGUAAGGAUAAAUUAUUAAAUAAAAAGCAUGAAAAUAUUGAGGGACCCAAUGAGUAAGUUAAUAGUGUCUAAUAAGGAAAAUUAAAAUAAAAAUCAAGUUAGUAGUUUAAAUCUAAGUGUUAAUAUUUUUCUCAUAAAGUUUAAGAAUUACUUGCCUAAAUCUGUCUGUAGACAAAUUUCUAUUUUCCCCUUCUCUCUGGAUAAACCUUUUUACUUCCAGAACAUACUACUCAGUGAUGAUCUUUUAGAUGAUGAAAUUUUAUGUUCUUAUUAAGACUAGAUACUUUAUUUUCUCCAAAAUUAUCUACAAACUUUUUGUUAUGUCAUCUUUGAUUUUUUUUUUGUUCUAGUUAGAUUUAACCUGGUUCUUUUAACUAUGGUAAAAUAUUCUGUCUUGAUUUUAGUGUCUUUAUUAGAGUGAACUCUAAUUAUCACACAUAAUGUGAGAUUCACAGCUCAUUCUUAACUGAAUAAAUGCUCCAGUUUUCUCCUUUGUAUAUGCAGGAUUUUCCUUAUUUUACCAAAGUAGGUGAAGCCCUAUGGGAUCUCAUAUUAUUUGCAAAACUAUGUAAGGAGAAAACCAUAAUAUGAUUUUAUGUUUCUGACCACUGUGUGGGAGAACAUUAGGGGCAAAGGAAACCUGCUCUUUGUGUUCCCUGCAGGCCGUUUCCAUAUUGGCUCCUUUUAACUCUAAAACAGUACCCAAAACCAGUAAAAAGAUGCCACAGGCAAUUUGGAAUUACUGUAAAAUACCCUGGCACUGCUGCUCUGACAAAUCUGUUGUGUUUUUAGAGUGCUGUUCUUCUGAAUUACUUUUCUAAACCUGGAAAGAUAGCGUCAGUCCUGAUUUUCCGAUAAUAUUUAUGACUUGUAUUCUACUGAGACUUUUAUAUCCCAAGAAAUGUUUUAGAACAUGCUGGCUUCUAAGCUUUCUUUUUAAAAUUUCAUAGUAUUUGCUUUUUCAGUAUCAGGAAGUUAUCUUUGUUCGGCUGUUGUUCCAACUAGAAAAACUGGGAUUAUGUAGGUAAUGAUUAGUUCUAAGACCGUAGCAUAUGCAGCAUAUUGGGCGGUAAUUGUGGAAAGUGACUGAUGGAUUACUGUUGCCUUUCAGAUGAUUGUUUUAUCUUAAACCUUUUUCUGUAGCAUAACCAUUUAUUCAGCAGAUAUUCAUUGCACAUCUGUUAGCUGCUAGGCAAUAUUCUAGGUGAGAGGUAUAUAUAGGUAGGCAAAGUACACAAAAGUCCUGCCCACUGCACAAAGUUAGAAAGACAUAGUUAUGUGAAACAAACUUAAGUAUCUCAUGAGUCUGGAUUCUUAACUCUUGAAGCUUUAAAAUAUAAGUGGAAAAAUGUCUUGUUUACUGAAGUUUUAAUUUAAAUAAUAUUUAGGCCUUUAUUUCACCUUAUUUGAAGAUAAAAUUAUUGUGGAAGAAGAAAGUGUGAUUUAAUGAAUUUUAUCUAUUUAAAGUUUCUUACCUAUUUUAUCUACUUAAAAAAUAAAAACUUUUUAAGUGGAUUUGGGCUUCUUUUUAAAAUAAUUAUAACAUAUAUUUUUCAGUUUUAGCAUACUUUAAAAAAAGAACUAUCAAUGUCAAGUUUUACUUUUGAAGUAACUUUGUGCAAAAUUUAGUUUAUAAUGACAUCCUGGGAAGAACUUUUGAAAGUUACCUUUUUAAAUUCAAAUAAUGUUCAUAAAAAGCCAUAAGUUACUUUACUACUAAUAAACGUAUUAAAGAGAAUCAUAACCACCCCAAAAAAACAACCCCUAGCCUAUUUAAUAAGGAAGGAGACUGAGAUUUGUAGUAUGUAAAUUAAUGAGUUUAAAUGAAUCUUAAAUGUAUUAGAACAAGGUCAUGUUAGUAAUUUUAAUGACAUAGUGAUAAAGUUAGGCUAUAUCUCGUUUGUAUUUGAUAGGAAAAAAUCAUAAUAGAUAUUAAAAAGAGGAUGAUUGUUAGAGAAACCAUUUAACUUCAAAGGGAAUUUAGAAUUAUGUAACAGUGAGGUUCUGCCAAUUAGUAUCUAGUAAAACGUACAGGCACUAUUUGAUCAUAGUCCAGAAGGUUUUUCACUUUUUGCUGAUAAAUUCUUAAAUAAGUUAAUGAGUAUAAUUUAUCAUACUUAAAUUUCUGCACUGAAAGGGUAAUCUGGGUGAGGUCAGUGCAAUACUGAAAUGCAUUUUCUCCCACUUACGCGCAUUUGGGGCACUUUCCUUUGGGGACUGUCAUAGAGGCUGUGCUCACUUUCUUUGCAAUGUAAACAGGGAGUAAAUGAGAAGGAAACUACAGCUAGUUUAGCCCCGUUUAAGGACAUAAAUUUGAAGUCAUGGGAGAUGGAAUUAGGGGGAUUCCAUGCAAUAUCUUUAAGUUUUGUUUUAAUAAAGUUUGGUUGUAUUGAGGUGGUUUAUUUAUUUCUUAAUACAUCACCCAGUUUUUCACAAUCCCAUAGGAGGUUGUGGAUUAUACAAAAGGACUUUACUGGAGGUAUGAAAGCUGCUGACAUAGAGGGAGAAAUGAUUCAUUCAUAAAUGCAUGCCAUAUACAUAGAUAUACCAACUUAAAUACUGUUGGCAUCUAUCCCCAAAUCCCAAAUUCAGUUUGUGAUAGCUAAACCUAAGAGAUUAUUAUGAAAAUCUUGAGAUCUAGUUUUGACCUGGCUUCAUUAUUCAAUAGAGACAUUUUAUUUCACCAUUUAAAUUAAUACCAAGAGAAUAGUACGCUAUUUUAAGAACCUUAAGUAUAGAAGUUUUGCUUGAAUUUUGCUAUCUGAUGAUUUAAUGUAUUAUAAUCUAUUCAGAAGAACUGUAUAUAAAAACAUCUUUGAAAGGUUUCUGGGUAAUCUGAGUUUUCCUUUACUGAGCAAUGAAAGUACAUCAUAUUAUUGUUUCAUGUUCCUUUUCACUGAAGGUAAAAUAACUCCCGAAGUGAAGUAACAUGGUAGGGUGUUCCCUAAGCUGUGCUGUCUUUCUGAUUUGUUUCUAACUUUAAUUACAGUUCAUAAAACAGUUUAAGCCUUAUAUUAUUUAAAUAUUAAGUAUUAACUUGACAUAACUGUUUGAAAAACUACAAUGUUCCUUUUAUAAACGUGAAUAAUACCAGUAGGUAUUAUGUUAGUCUUUUACCCUCUAAAUCUCCUCUUUAUUAGUAGCAACUUAAAGUAUGGACUCCUGAAUUAUGGUGCUGGUUAAUUAAGAAGUAAAUUCAAGGUGCUUUAGAUUUAUGCUGAAUAUUGUAUAAUUUUGAUUUUUUCUUCAAAGUAGUCUUAAGGAGGCAUCAUGGGUGUGACCUACAGCUGAAGGGGGUUGGGAUUGUCAGGUGAACUUAUUUUUUCCUUUGAUAUUUUUGAUUCAGUAGACCCGAGGUUUGUUCUCUUUGAAGUGUAAAUUUUAUUUUUUCAUUUACUUCACUUAUUGGGACUUUUGAAACUAAUUCAAACUGCACUGAAUUUUACCAUUCCUUUGCAUAUAUAUGCAGAAGACUUGGAAAUAUACUCAUUGCACAGGAAAUAAAGUAGUAAAAUAAACGAACCUGAGGAAUAUUUAUGUUUUGUUUUAUUUCUUGUUUCCAAAGAUGUUAAUCUGAUGUUGGGCAUGUGUCUUGACUAGGCAUUCAUGUCAGUAUAUUUUAAAGAAUUUUAUAAAACUGUAGAUUCAUCCUUCUUGAAUUAAAAAAAAAAUCAGUGCACACAGUUCUGUUUUAGUUUCUAGUGAACUUCUGAGCCUUUUCCAUCUGUACCUAUAACAGCAGAAAAAUAUGUGCCACCACCAUAGACUUCAUUCCCUUUCAGAUGGAGCUCUUGCAAUGCAUCUUUCUACUUCUGAGGUCGGUGGUUGUGAACCUUGAUGGUGAUGGACUAACAGGGGGCUUACGGUACAUACUUGAUUCACACCAUAGUGACUUGUCAUGUCCACUUUCUUUUUUAAUCUUACAUGACCAUUUGUGUGUCUCUACUUAAUACUGUUUUUCUGUAUUCUUGCUUUUGUUACUUUAUUAGUCAUCUCUUUUUGUUCUAUUUCUUAAACAUCAUUGUAUCCUUUUGACUUUGUCUUUUAAACUUUAUGUUCUUUUUACCUUAAUGGGUGGUAUCUCUUGAUGCAUAUGGACCACCCUUCCUACUGAUCCUGAUUUCCUGAACUUUACUGGACCUAUGCUAUUUAUUCCAGAAUCAUGUGCAGUAGGCUUCACUAUCACAACUCUAGGAAAAGAGUGGAGUUAAUCUGUCUCCUUGUGAGAAGCACUCUGGUGUUAGUGCCAUUAAAUUUGGGAACUACUGGCCAGAGUUUUAUACCUUAGCUUGAAAUAACUCCCUUAGUGGCUUGUCAUUGACUGUGAGCUCCAUUUGGAAGGGAAAGGAAGUAUUGCAACA
Molecule: messenger RNA, 7171 nt
Organism: Vicugna pacos (alpaca)
Lineage: Eukaryota; Metazoa; Chordata; Mammalia; Artiodactyla; Camelidae
Source: RefSeq, a predicted model, not a curated record